Messenger RNA from Brassica rapa (field mustard), 7857 nucleotides. Its product is annotated as pathogenesis-related protein PR-1. Gene Ontology annotation, cellular component: extracellular region. The record is from RefSeq and is a predicted model, not a curated record. Lineage: Eukaryota; Viridiplantae; Streptophyta; Magnoliopsida; Brassicales; Brassicaceae.
CGUGAACACUUUAGAAAAUCUUACUUUCGAAAACAUAGGAAGUAUUAGUUGAACAAUUUCCAAUAAAGUUAAAUUUAACCUUAAAAUCUCAAAAACAUCAUUAUUUUGAAACAACAUAAACAUUAUAAAACAUCGUAUAAUUUGAAACGGCUGGGAUAUUAAAUAUUACAUUUAUCAUUAAGAAGUUCAAGCGGCUUCACGGAUGGAGCUGUUCUAAUGCCAAAUGUCAUAAAGACGAUGAAAUUGAUUUUCCGGAGCUAUCGCCGUUGGACAUGUUCAUUGAGAAAGCCUUUAUCAAUCAAAUUUUCAGCUGAGAGGUCUAAGGUUCAAGGUGCACGACUGAAACCGAACUUAGAGCAUCUCCAAUGUAAAACUCCAUUUUUUCCUUCAAAAUGGAGUAAAAGUGAAAAUAGAGUAAAAUUGCUCUAUCUCUACUCCAUUUUUCACUUCAUUAACAAACAAAAAAUAGAUUACUCCAUUUAUGGAGUAGAUUUCAUUAUAGAGUGAGAUAUGGAGUUGGAUUGCAGCAUUCCUUACUCCAUAUUUAUUUUUACUCCAUUUUAGAAAGAAAAAUGGAAUGGGGAUGGAGAUGCCCUUAGGACACAAGAGUCCAUACUCCAUUCUCAAUGUUGAUAAGGAAAUGUUUCUAAAGCAUUACAACUUAAUAUUGUGACAAUAAUGAUGCAUAUAUAAAAAUAUAUUUUAAAUCUCAAACUAUUUUCAUGAGAGACCAUAAAAACAACAUGCUCAUUUAAGAAGAACACAACGACUAGUAAGGUCAACUAGUUCAAACACACCAUCUUUCACGAAUCAUCAAAUCGAAAUGACUAGAGAAUUAAAGCGCUCAGACAACUCGGGGAGCUUAACCUCAGUAACAGGCCAUUCUAUCUCACCCCAAACCUCAUUUCCAUGGCGCUUCUCUAACAUGAUUUUCGCGCACCUAAGUUUCCAUCCCUCUAUCUCGUCGUAUUCCUCAAAAUUGCAGAGCCACAUAACUAAAAGUUUCCCACCGUGGUUGAGUAUAUUAACCAUACGCCACUCAUACAAUAGUUCGAAAUUCGAGAGCUUGACGUCUAUCCAUUUUUUACAUUUGGAAUCAUACCAGACUAGAUUAUCGGAGUAGUAUGAAUAACUAUACAUUACAUCAUCUAUCACACUCACACACAAUUUGCCUAAAUAUCCCAAAUUAUCGUGGACUUCCACGACUUCCCACGUACCUUGUUUUGGGUCAUAAGCACAGUAGUUUAUUUUAGUAAUUAGGUAAAUCUUUCCUUGAAGCCCAACUGUAUUUAACCACCCCUCUUCUAGCACAGCAUCUUUAUGUCUAAGCAAGGGGCUCCAAGUAUUAGUCUUCAUGUCCAAUACUUCCAUCCAAGUAUCAUCUUCCCCGCAACCGUCAAAUACAUAUAUUUUCUCAUCGAGAAAAACAGCAUAGGGACACCUUCGAGCCACCAACAUGCUAGGGCCAUCACGCCACGUGUGACUUCGACAAUCAAGAAUACGAACAGAUGAAGAAGGCUGUUCAGAGGAGGUCACACCGAAUAAAUAGAUUUCCGAACCAACCACUACAUUAUGCAAUCCAUAAAUGGUACGAGAGAAUUAGAUUCAGGAAGGGGAACCAGCGAAUAUUCGUUAUUUGGAAGAUCAUCUUCUUGAGCAUUGUCAACAGUUAAUGUUUCAACAUGAGCAUGUUUCGUCCAAAGAGUGUACCAUUUAAGACCAAGGUCUUUGAAACGUUCCACGCAGAUAUAGAUGCAUGGCUCUGUGGUUCCGAUGCGAGAACGUGUCGUGUAGAUUUCUGGAGAAAAGAGGAGAGAUAGGAAUCUCUUGGAGACGAGAGAGAGGUUAGGGUAAUUGCAUUUCGAGAUACGAGCAAGAAUGUUCUCAACGAUUACAUCUGGGAGUGAAGAAAACGAAUGAGGUUGUAGAUUGAGCGGCGGAAGCUGCGGUGGAGGAUUGGUGUUCUUAUUUUCAUGCAGUUGUUCAUCUUGGCGGAUCAUAUUCAGCGAGAAUUACUACCUGUCGAUUGGAGAAGCCCUAUAAAUAUUGUGUUAAACUUCAAGGUCUUGGAAGAGUACAAUUAGCUUUUAUAUGGACCCAACAAAAUCAAAUUAUGAAGACUUUUUCCUAACAAAUCAGUAAAUCUCAAAACAUUAAAAAUAUAAGAGAGAGAAAAGAAUCUAGUAAUUGAAAGUUAUAGAAUUGGUAGAUUUUAUUUCUACUUAUAUUUUCUGAAUAAUUUAACAAAAGUUAUAACUGAAACUUCUCUUUCUAAAAGAAAACAAUUGCAGAUUUAUUAGAUUUAUUACUUAAUUUAAUUUAGUCAUAAUCUGGCAAGAGUAAAAAAAAGAUCUAAAGAGAUAAUACAGAUCCUAAAAAGUUUGGAAACAAACGUUCAAUUAAAAAAAAUAUCAAAUAUUUUUUUCAAAAUCAUCACUUAAGUUAGUAAACGUUUGUUUCCAAACUUUUAUGAAUACAUAAACUUUAAAAAUCACUUAAGUUAUCAUGCUGCUUUCAACGAGACAAAUGAUGCAGAUAACCUACAGCUAGCAGGCAACUGGAACCAAGAGGUUUGGAAUCUAAGAACAGCGCCUAAAGUCAAAAUGUUAAUUUGGAAGGUUCUGAGAGGAACUAUGCUGCUGAUUUAGUAGCAAAGCAGUUGCUUGGUGUAAGUGAGGCCUUUAUGACCUCCAACUAACUUUUAUUAAUUGAAUGAAGUGUGUUUCAAAAAAAAAAAACUACAUAAAAUUCCAUUAGUAUUUUCCUAGGCAUCUGCUUAGUGAAUUUGAAAUUAAAAUGCAUCAUUCUGCCUCAAUGUUAAUAACGUACACAAAUCUAGAUAGCAACGACCAACUGAGCCCUGAACAGAAAUAGGAUCAAUAACAUAACGAUGCGACGGGGGACUGACAAAAAAAACGAUGUAUAAUCACUCACACACAAAAACGUAGUAAUCUCAUUGGAUAGGUCUAGCAGGUUGUCCUAUUAUUCUUCCCCAAGAAAGAGACAAUACUCUUUUGGGAGCAGCAAUAUUCUCCAUGAUGCUAUGAAAGCUUUGAACGCAGCUGGACGAGUAUACGCUUAUCGAACUUCAUUGCUUUGGGUACCCAAAUUCAUACAUUUAUCAUGUCAUUUAUGCGACAAAUGUGAUGGAAUUUAGGUGGUUCAUUCAACAUCAAACCUUAAGGAUCUUACGUGACCCUACGAACAACAAUUGUCUUAUCGGUCCAUCAUCGCUCAAGCUCUUGCGUAGUGUCCUGAUCAACAUAACCUGUAUAGUACUCUGCAGCAUAUCUUUCUUUUCGUUACUUAUACAACUAGGCAAGGAACCCGUGCGAUGUCGCACAGUAACUCAUUUAUAAAAAUAGAUAUUUCAUAUUUUAUAAGAUAAUCUUUUAUAGAAAACUGUUUGCAAUUUUUUGUAAAUAAAUAAAUGUGUUACAAAAAUAAGUUAUCUUUUAUAAUGAGAAGAUAUGACUCUUUAAAACUAAAUAAUUGUAGAAACAUACUUAUUGGAAUAUUUCAAUUAUUUUAAACUAAUUUAUUUUACAAUGAAAAAACACCACUCUUAAUAUUAAUAGAGUUCAGUUUUUUUUUUGGUAUGAAAAGACAUAAAUUUUUCUAUAAUGAAGAAACACAACUCUUACAAUAAUACACUUCAGUUUUUAUAAAAAUAUAUCUUUUUAAAAAUGUAAAAUACAAUUCUUAAAACUAAUACAUUUUUUAUAUGAAAAGACUCAAUUUCUAACAUUAUUUCAGAUUAUUAUUACUAGUUUUUUUAUAAUGAGAAGACACAACGCUUAAAACUAUUAAUUGUAGAAAAACACCUACUGAGAUAUUUUUAACUACUUUUAAACUAAUUUAUUUUUUAUGAUGAAAAGUUACAACUUAAAACUAAUAGAGUUCAUUUUUCAUAAAAGACACAAUUCUUAAAAUCAAUAGAGUUUAGUUUAUUGUGAAAAGACAUAACUUUUUUUUAUAAUGAAGAUACACAACAUAUGAAACUAAUAGACUUCAUUUAUUUUUAUAAAAAAGGCAUACCUUUCUAAUAUAUUCUACUACGUAAAAACACAAUUCUUAUAACUAACAUAUUUCAGUUUUUGUGGAAAGACACGUCCAAACAAAAUUUUCAAAGUCUGAGUCCAAUGACAUCUCUUCGUUCGUACAGAAGUAUAACACUAAUUUGACAAAAGGUGUCAAAAAACUAGAAAUCACCUUGGAACAAGUGGGACUACAGGCUACAGCCUUUGAUAUCUCUCCAUUCUCUAUUAUUGCAAGCCUUUAGUGAAAAAAAAAUUUGAAGAGAAAAAGAUGGUACCAACUUCGUUGUUCCAAAACCCAUUAAUAUUUAAUUAAUGGAAUCUAGUAAUUAAACACCUACAAAUAUAGAACAAGACGUAACUUUGAUUAAUAAAAAUCUUAAAAGAUAUAAAAGAACCAAUGGAAAGAGUACAAUAUCAGAGAGAAUGACAUAUAUAAAUAAAUCUUUUAAAGAGGUGCCAUUGUUAUUCGAGGAAGACGUUGGUUCAGGGAUGACAAAAUAUGUCGUUUGCUUUAAGAAACGAAGAUGUUGUUUGCUUCACCAGGAGAUGCAUUUUGUUUUUCCUAUAAAAAAUGAUAACAUCAACAGUUAACAAAAAAAAAAACAGGUUUGCUAAUUAGGAGGCACAUGAAUAACAAAUAAAGUUUUGUGUUUGAUUUAUUUCUUCAGGAUCUUUGAUGAUCAAUUGAAAAAGUGAAUCUCUCUUUUUCUCUCUAUUUUUUAUUUGUUUUAAAUUAUGAUUUACUAAUACACACAACUUUACAACUCUUUAUAUAGAGAGUUAAAGGUUACAAUGAUUAAUAACCAAUACCAAAAAUUGCAAUGGUUCUUAACCAAAAUUUACUAUUAUGAAUAGUUGCAAUAGUUCAUCUGUAAAGACUACAAUCAUCAAUAGGUACAAUAAUUUAUAGAUAUAUCUUACAAAAAAAUUAAAUUAUCUAAAAAUUAAAUUUUCUGAAAUUUAUAGAUAAUUUUAAUAUUAUAUUUAAAUGUAUAUAAAAUAGAUAGGAAAAUAAAAUAAAAUAUAGCUCAUUUAAAAAGUUAUGCAUAAUUUAGGAUAACAAUAUAUGUCCUCAGCAAUUUUGAGAAUCCUUAAAAAAUUAUGCAUUUUUAAAAAAUAAAAAACAAAUCUUUAGACAAAAAAGCGUUGAAAUAAUAUUAGAAAAAUUUAUGAGAAAAAUCUGUAUUUUAUAUUUUAUCUACAAUUUCUUAAGCUUUGCAAAGAAAUCAUGCCUACUAUUUUUUGCUUAUAACGUUUCAUUUGAAUGUCUUUUAAAAAAAUUUAUCCAAGUAACUGCUUAAAACUUUUUUUUUCCACCAUUUUAUUAUUAGUUCAGUACUGAAAUUUUUAUUUUGAGAAAUGCAUGGCAGAGAUAUUUAUAGAAGUUAAAAAUCUAUUUGAAUAGUCACAACUCUUUUAUUUGAAUAGUCGCAUUCUUCCAAUUUAAAGGUAGUUAUUUUGAAAAGGUACUUAUAAGAAAAAUCACAAUUUUUCACUUUUUAAAAGAUAUUUACAUGAAUAGUUACAACUUAUCAAUUUUUUUACAAAAAAAAAGACACAACAUAACCCAUUACUCUAACAUAUACACAUCUCAUAAACAAAGAAUUGUACAAAGAGAUUUUUGAGUAUUUACGUCAUAAAAAAUAACACAACUAUUUAGACAAUUUUUAGAAAAGACACAACUUUCCAACAUUGAAGUUUUUGAAAAAACACAACCAUUUUUAGAUUUUUGAGAAAAGAUACAACCUUUCAACAUAAGUGAGAUUCACAACCUUUGGAAUUAACUGAGAUUGCUAUUAUUAGUAGAUAAUAAAGCUUGGCUUUGAACUUGUUGACAAUCAGCAUAGAAUAUAAUGUUCAUAGUUAAUCAUGUAGUGCAUUAGAGUUAUACUUUUGUUGCACUAUGUGGGCUUUUAGGCGUUUUAUCUCAUUUGCAUUUUGGAUCCAACACAACUCCAACCUGGUCUAAUGAGAACCACUUUGAAACUUAUACUAUCAGUUAUAUAAAAUGUCAAAUGGUAAUAAUAAAUUAAAACUAAACUUUAUGCCUAAAUAUUGCCGGCUGACUUAGUUAAAAAACAAUUAUCGGUUAUAUAAAUAAUAUUAUACCAUUAACGAACAAUUCUUUACAUUAAAUCAUCUCGCCUCCCAAGACUUUUUUGGGGUAGUCUACAAUAUCGAUUAAUAUAUAACUUACCUACUAUGCAUAAAAUAUACGUUAAGCAUAUAUAAACUACUAUAAUACAUGCUUAGUUAUAUACAAAAUCUAAGAAUUCAAAACAAAUUCAAAUGUGGCUAUCAUAAUCGAACAUGUACACCACUAAUAAUAGAGUUGAAAUUUCAUCACUAAAACCUUAUUUUAGUAUAUAAAAUAAAAAUACAUAUCACUAAAAAAUCAUAUAAACAAAUUUCCCCUCACGAUUUGAAGCUUAUAUAAAACCAAAGUAAACACCAUUAGGUGAAGCUUCACCCGCAAUGGCUUCUCCUAAACACAUUAAUAGGUUUUCGUCUGCAUUCGCGGCUCUCAUACUAAUACUCGUAGCAUGUUUUCAUUGCGUUGAUGCUGCAAACUACCAACAACAAUUCGUGGGUCCACAAAACGCAGCAAGAGCUCGCUUGAGGCUCAAACCGCUAAAGUGGGACGCCAAACUAGCCCGUUACGCGCAGUGGUGGGCCAACCAGAGGCGCCGUGACUGCGCCUUGAUCCAUUCGAAUGGACCGUACGGUGAGAAUCUAUUCUGGGGAUCAGGCAAAAGAUGGAGCCCGGUUCAAGCCGCUAAUGGAUGGUUGUCCGAAGCAAGGAGCUAUAACUAUUACUCCAACUCGUGUAGGGCCGAGAUGUGUGGCCAUUACACGCAGAUUGUGUGGAAGAACACGCAGAGGAUAGGCUGCGCUCACGUGAUUUGCAAUGGCGGACGCGGUGUGUUAUUCGCUUGCAAUUACUUUCCACCGGGGAAUUUUCUUGGGGUGAGGCCUUAUUGAGUAUGAUCCAUUUGUACAUCUCACAAAAAAAACUCAUACCAAAAGAAGUUGUUCUUGCGUUCAUUUUAUUCUUUCUUUUGUAUACAGCGUUAUUUAUUAUUGGUGAAGUUUUAACGUGCGGUCGGGAAAACCAGACAACGAUUGUUUUCGGACGUUUUCUUAUGUAUGUUUGUGUGAGGACCAUUUCCUUUGGUUAAUAAGACUUAAGUAAUUAUAUACAUAUCUCAAAUUUUGGACAAUAAACUAUUUUAAUCUAGUAGUCUCAAAUUAUUUCUAAACUCUAUAUUUUAAAAAAAUGAUGAUUAAAAUAAUAAUGAUGUAGUUUUAAAAGUUAAUAGCUCUAUUUAUAUCUUGACAAAAAAAAAGUAGCUCUGUUUAUAUAUAUUUAACGUUUUUUAAAAUUAUAAACCCAAAAUUUUGAAGUAUAUCUAAAAUUAAAAAGUUUUAGAUCCUUUUUUUUUUGAAACACUUACUCAAAUUUUAAAGUUUUAGAUCCUAAGUUUUAGAUCCUAAUAUAUACUUUUCAUAACAGUUAGGAAUUGUAUCAUAGAAUAGUUAUAUCACAGGGUCAUUCUCAAUGUUGUCACUAAAUCGAUUGCAAAACAGUGAAGAAAAGACAUGGAUAAGCAUAUUAAACAUGACGAGUUUACAAGAUUUAAAGACAAGACCAUCUUCAAAUGAUUGCUUGAAACUUGACUGUUUUUUAAUAGAUACUGAAAACAUCAUCAUAAAUUACAAUCCCUUCCAAAAAUACAUUCAUCAUAGGCACAACAACAACAACAACAUCAGCAGCAGAAGAUGAACAGAGAUGGCUAUUUUGACUAAUUAAUAAAAA